AUGGCACCCUCCUUUCUCAGGUUGGGCGCCGCUGCUGCCCUGGCUUAUGCCGGACAGGCGGCUGCGGGCCAAGCUUACACGCUCAGCGAGGCCUACACUCCUUCCAACUUCUUCAGCGAGUUUACCUUCUUCAACGACAACGAUCCCAACUACGGCUUCGUCAAGUACCAGUCCAAGGAGGAUGCCCUCAGCCUGGGCAUUGCGAAGACCCUGGACGACAGAGUCCGCUUCGGCGUGCUCGCGGAAGAUACGACGAGCGACGGACGGCCUAGUGUGCGUCUCGAGAGCAAGAAGUCGUACAAUAAGGGUCUCUUCAUCGCCGACUUCGCCCACUUCCCUGCUACAGCCUGCGGUGCCUGGCCCGCUUACUGGAUGGUCGGUCCCAAGUGGCCCAAGAACGGCGAGAUUGAUAUGUACGAGGGCUGGAACAUGAACACCCGGAACAUGAUCGUCGCCCACACCGACAGCCCGGACAACACCGGCGUGUGCACGGCCAACCCUCUUGACUUCAGUGCCGAGCUCAACUCCAAGGCCACUGACUGUUGGUAUGCCGCUCCGUCGCAGUCCAGCAACGCCGGCUGCCAGGCCAGCGAGAACAACGGUCUCUGGGCCAACCCCAACGGUGGUGUGUAUGCUACCGAGUGGACCGAGGACUCCAUCAAGAUUUGGAGCUGGGACCACGACAGCGUGCCCUUCGAUAUUCUUGACGGCACUCCCGAUCCGUCCAGCUGGGGCACCCCCAGCUUCGCUCUCGGCAGCACCUGCGACGUUGCCAGCAACUUCAAGGACAUGCGUCUGAUCCUCAACAUCAACCUGUGCGGUGACGCCGCCGGCAACGACUACCUCUGGGGUCUGGACUGCAAGAAGGCCACCAAGACGGACACCUGCAAGGAGUAUGUCGCCAACAACCCCGAGGCCUUUGCCAACACCUACUUCGAGGUCCGCAGCAUCAAGGUCUACCAGCUGGAGGAUGUCGCCGAGCCUACGAAGACGGCUGCGUCCUCGACCGCCGUCUCGACCUCCACUAGCACCUCUAGCUCGGCUACCCCCAGCACCACUGAGUCCAGCACUACCGAGUCCAGCUCGGCCGCUUCCAGCACCGCCACCGAGGACGCUACCACCACCUCCUGCACCGACUCGGCUGAGCCCACGGAGACCGAGAAUGAGACUACUGCUUCCGCCAGCGAGAGCGUGAGCGCUACCGCGACGGCUACUCCCACUGCUGACGAGCAGGAGCCGACCCCCACUGACGGAGUCGGUGGCGGUGACGAGGGCGAUGACGAGGAGGGCGACGAGGACGAGUGCGACGACGAGGACAUCGUCUCUACCGAGACCGUCCAGCCGACCGUGAUCGAGACAGAGACCGUCCAGCCUACUGUCACCGAGACUGCUACCUUGACUGGCACUGAUGACGUCCCGGCCGGCACUGAUAUCCCCACUGACGGUAUCCCGACUGGCACUGAUGGUGUCCCGACCGCCACCAUCACGACCACUGACGACGUCCCGGCCACGACUGACGCUCCCGGCUUCAUCACCUCGACCAUCUACUCCACCACCACCAUCACCUACACUUCGUGCGCCCCGGCCGUGACUAACUGCCCGGCGCGUACCGAGACCUCGCUCAUCCCCAUCGGCACCACCACUGUCCCGAUCCCAACCCUCCUCCCUACUGAUGCUACCAUCGACCUCCCUGAUGGCUUUACCACCUCGACUGUCUCCAAGACUGUUACCUUCACCAUCACUUCAUGCCCGCCGGCUGUCGUCACUAACUGCCCAGCUAAGGUGACGAGCACUGUCGAUGUGGUUGUUACCGUCUGCCCAGUCACUGAUGUCCUCCCGACCCCCACCGGCGGUAUUGACGUUCCUUCUGAGGGAGACGACGUCCCGGUCCCGACUGGCGGUGCCGACGUCCCCCUCCCGACCGGCGGUAUUGACGUUCCUUCUGAGGGAGACGACAUCCCGGUCCCGACUGGCGGUGUCGACGUCCCCCUCCCGACUGGUGGUAUUGACAUCCUUGUCCCUGAGAACCCGGAGAUUCCUGGCGAGGAGGAAGAGGAGGAGGAGGUCGAGGUCCCCGACGUUGAGACCCCGAUUGCGACCCCCGCCCCGAGCGUCAACAUUCCUGUGCCCAGCCCCGCUGUGCCAACCACCCUGACAACCGCCGUCACCCCGGCUGUGCCCGGCUCCAACGUGACUGUUCCGACAGGUACAGGAGUCAAUGUCCCGCCUGUCGUGACCAGCCCGGGUGUGCCGGUUACUACACUACCUGUUACUGCGGGCGCGGGUAAGUGCAUCCUCAUUCGCCCUCGUUCCUCCUCUCGGCCGUACUCCUCCCACCGCCCCCCAGAAUCUCGCCAAUCGCACGCCCACUACGACCUAACUCACGCCGCCCGCCUCGCCGCCGCAAAGCCCCUCCUUACUUGGGACAAACUCAACUCCACCCCCACCUACACCAUCAUCGCCCUCUCCAUCCUCGCCGCCCUUAUCUUCUACUUCACCAACCUCGAGACCGUGCCCGUCUCCGGCAGGACAAGAUUUAAUGUAUACGGGCCAGAGAGCGUCCGCAAGGCGGGGGAGAUGGAGUAUCGACGGAUUAUGUAUGAGCUGCAAGCGAAGGGGGUGAGGAUACUGCCGGAGUGGGAUCCCAGGGUUGCUUGGGUGAGGAGGGUUAUGAGUAGACUCAUUCCGUUCAGUGGCGGGGAGGUUGCCAAAGAUGAGUGGGAAGUUUAUGUGGUGGAUGAUCCGCGCACGGCAAAUGCGUUUGUUUUGCCAGGGGGUAAGGUUUUCGUGUUCACCGGAAUUUUGGGGAUUGCGCGCACCGACAGCGGGCUAGCCACCGUGCUGGGCCACGAAAUAGCGCACAAUGUGGCGGACCAUGUCGCGGAGAGGUUGAGCCAGGAUAUUGGGGCGAGCAUUGCGUUAUGGAGUCUGGUUAUAUUGGGGGGCGUGUUUGGACUGGGGCCGUUGAUACUGCACUGGUUGGGCGGGAGGUUGAUGGAUGUCGCGUUUGGGUGGCCGAUGAGUCGGCUGCAGGAGACAGAGGCGGAUUAUAUUGGGUUGAUGAUGAUGGCGGAGGCGUGCUUUGAUCCGAGGGAGGCGGUGAGCUUUUGGGCGAGGAUGGAGAGGGCUACAGGAGGUGGGGAGGAGCUGGAAUGGAUGAGUACGCAUCCGACGAAUAUCAGCAGGAUAAAGAAGAUUCAGGAGUGGCUGCCUGAGGCCAUGAAGAAAAGGGAGGAGAGUGAUUGUCGUACGACGAUUUCGUUCGCGGACUUGUUUAGGCAUGCUUUAAGGACAGGGCAGAUUAUUAUUAUCUAG
Messenger RNA from Thermochaetoides thermophila DSM 1495, 3315 nucleotides. RefSeq names its product endo-1,3(4)-beta-glucanase-like protein. The record is from RefSeq and is a predicted model, not a curated record. Gene Ontology annotation, biological process: carbohydrate metabolic process; protein quality control for misfolded or incompletely synthesized proteins; mitochondrial protein processing. Gene Ontology annotation, cellular component: mitochondrial inner membrane. The coding region runs from base 1 to 3315 and encodes 1104 amino acids. Gene Ontology annotation, molecular function: metalloendopeptidase activity; hydrolase activity, hydrolyzing O-glycosyl compounds. The transcript is spliced from 3 exons. NCBI's taxonomy places the organism in Eukaryota, Fungi, Ascomycota, Sordariomycetes, Sordariales, Chaetomiaceae.